AUGGAGCUGGAAGCAAUCCAUCAAAAGGAAGACGCAUUCAGCCUCUCGAAUAAACGAGCGACCAUUGGCGGCCGUAGUCUGAAGUCCAUCCGAUCAAAUCAAAGUCACGGAAACGACGACAGGAACGAGACCUUACCAUCACCAACGAUCGCAGCCGAGCAUCUCGAAAGAUGGAACUACCCACGCAAGAAUAUGUGGCGUGUCUUCGCCACCUUCUGGUCCUUCCUGAUCAUGGGCGCCAACGACGCCACUUAUGGUCCGAUCAUCCCAUAUCUGGAGACAUACUACGACCUGAGCUACGUAGUAGUCUCGCUCAUCUUCUUGUCACCAUUCGUUGGCUACAACGCGGCUGCUCUGCUCAACAACUCCAUCCAUCUCAAAUUUGGGCAACGUGGCAUUGCGUUCCUUGGACCAGUAUGCCACAUGAUUGCUUAUAUCGUCAUUGCAGUCCAUCCGCCAUAUCCGGUCUUGGUGAUUGUGUUCAUCAUCGCGGGCUUGGGCAAUGGUCUCGAGGACUCGGCAUGGAAUGCCUGGAUCGGCAAUAUGGCCAACGCGAAUGAGAUCUUGGGAUUCUUGCAUGCUUUCUACGGUCUUGGCGCCACGAUUGCGCCCCUCAUAGCUACGACUAUGAUUACGAAAGCUGGACUACCGUGGUACUACUGGUAUUAUAUUAUGAUCGGUGCUACUGCGAUCGAGAUAGGGACUUCAUUGUGGGCGUUCUGGGGCGCAACUGGACAGGUCUUCCGUGAUGCACAUCCUCGCACGAGUGAUGCAGGUGGUUCAAGACUCAGGGAGGCAGUUCUCAAGCGACCUGCUGCUCGUGUCGUUUGGCUAUGCGCACUAUUCCUGCUCGGGUACGUUGGUAUCGAAGUCGCACUCGGCGGUUGGAUCGUCACUUUCAUGAUUCGUGUCCGACACGGAGCUCCUUUUGCGAGCGGUAUGACUGCCACUGGUUUCUGGCUAGGCAUUACUGUUGGACGAGUGAUAUUGGGCUUUGUAACGCCUAGGAUCGGUGAGAAGCUGGCUAUUGCUAUCUACCUCCCAAUCGCGCUCGGCCUCCAACUACUUUUCUGGCUAGUACCACAAUUCUAUGUCUCAGCCGUGGCAGUCUCACUCCAAGGGUUCUUCCUUGGUCCGAUGUUCCCGGCCGCGAUGGUAGCAUGCACCAAACUGCUGCCGAAGCAUCUACAUGUCUCGGGCAUUGGCUUCGCAGCCGCAUUUGGUGGCAGCGGAGGUGCCAUUUUCCCUUUCGCGGUUGGAGCAAUCGCGCAAGCGAAGGGCGUGCAGGUCUUGCAGCCUAUCAUCGUGGCGCUGCUUGCGGUGAUCUGGAUGCUGUGGAUGGGACUGCCGAGGAUUGGGAAGAAGAAGGAGUAG
Messenger RNA from Recurvomyces mirabilis, 1374 nucleotides. RefSeq lists its product as uncharacterized. Gene Ontology annotation, biological process: transmembrane transport. Gene Ontology annotation, cellular component: membrane. NCBI's taxonomy places the organism in Eukaryota, Fungi, Ascomycota, Dothideomycetes, Mycosphaerellales, Teratosphaeriaceae. Gene Ontology annotation, molecular function: transmembrane transporter activity. The transcript has 3 exons. Bases 1 to 1374 code for a protein of 457 amino acids. The record is from RefSeq and is a predicted model, not a curated record.